CUUAUCCUUUCUGCUUCUUCUUCUCCCCCAGAGACCAGAGUCUUCAAUGGCUUCUUCUACUCUGACAUUACCACCUUCAUGUUCUUCAUCCUUUCAUGGCAGCUCACUUGUAACUUCAUCAUCAUCAUCUUCAAGAAUUUCAUUCCCUAAAAUCAGACAGAAUGGAAGAAGAGGGUUAGUAGUGAAAGCUUCUGAGAGUGAAUCAGGUAUUGUAUUAGUAGACAGAUCAGAGAAUGAGAAGACUAGUCGUCUCAAAACAUCUUAUCUUGAGAAAAUUGUUCCUAUUCUCAAAGAAGAAUUCUCUUACACUAACUUACUCGAGGUACCCAAAAUUGAAAAGAUAGUGGUGAAUUGUGGAAUUGGAGAAGCUGCACAAAAUGCUAAAGGAUUAGAUGCUGCAAUGAAGGAUUUGGCAACUAUUACUGGGCAGAGGCCGGUGAAGACGAGAGCUAGAGUGUCUAUUGCUACUUUUAAGCUCAGGGAAGGGCAACCUAUUGGACUUGCUGUUACACUCAGAGGAAAUAUGAUGUACUCCUUCUUGGAUCGACUUGUUAACUUGGGUCUUCCUAGAACAAGGGAUUUCCAAGGUGUAAACCCUAACAGCUUCGAUGGACACGGAAACUACAGUAUUGGAAUGCGUGAACAGAGUGUGUUUCCAGAGAUAGCAUAUGAUGCCCUUGGUAGGGGUCGAGGUAUGGAUGUCUGCAUAACUACCACAGCUAAAACAGACAAAGAAGCACAAAGGUUGCUUGCUCUUAUGGGUAUGCCUUUCAGAGAAGGUGGUGGUCCAACAGUGUUGAUCCGUAAGAAGAAGAAGAAGGCUCAUCACUUUGACAGUAAAUCCAAAGGACGGCGAUGAAUUGGGUGAAAUUCUCUUAAAGAGGGUAAUGUCAUUUGUUUUGUAUCUCCUCUCCUUUUCACACAUUAGAUUGUUUUUGUAAUUUAUGCCAUUUUCAAUAGCAAGUUCAAUGCAAGUAAUUAUUCGCUGACUUUC
Messenger RNA from Papaver somniferum (opium poppy), 994 nucleotides. Its product is annotated as 50S ribosomal protein L5, chloroplastic-like. NCBI's taxonomy places the organism in Eukaryota, Viridiplantae, Streptophyta, Magnoliopsida, Ranunculales, Papaveraceae. Gene Ontology annotation, molecular function: RNA binding; structural constituent of ribosome. The record is from RefSeq and is a predicted model, not a curated record. Gene Ontology annotation, biological process: translation. Bases 47 to 859 code for a protein of 270 amino acids. The transcript has 3 exons. Gene Ontology annotation, cellular component: cytosolic large ribosomal subunit; ribosome.